AUGUUUCCCACAAAGGCCACUUCAAGAUUCAUUUUUUUCACUUUCACCCUUCUGUUACUUGUCUCUUUCUUCACCACCACCCUCAUCAAUGCCUCUGAUCUUGACACUGAAAAUGAUGAUAAGGUGGAUAAAGAUUUGGAAGAACUUAUAGCAUUAGAUGAACAAGAGGAGGAUGGUUCUCAAGUGGGUGAUGCGGAUGCAAAAUUCUCUGAGGCAGAGUUGUUAUCGAAGGCUCAAAGGAUUGUUCUUGAGUUGAAUUCUGAUAAUGCGAAGAGGGUUGCUGAGGGGAAUGAGUUUGUGUUGCUUCUUGGAUAUGCACCUUGGUGUGCAAGAAGUGCUGAGCUUAUGCCUCAGUUUGCCGAGGCAGCAACUUCACUUAAGGAGUUAAAGAGUCCUCUUUUGAUGGCUAAAAUUGAUGCUGAAAGAUAUUCCAAGGCAGCUUCUUCACUUGGGAUCAAGGGAUUCCCUACUUUGUUACUUUUUGUCAAUGGCACCUCUCAAGCUUACACUGGUGGAUUUUCAGCCGCGGAGAUUGUGAUCUGGGCAAGGAAGAAAACUGGUGUACCUGUUAUUAGAAUAAACACUGUGAAGGCGGCAGAGGAAUUUCUCAAGAAGUACCCCAUGUUUGUCCUCGGCAAAUUUGAUAAAUUUGAGGGACCUGAUUAUGAAGAAUUUCUGAAAGCAGCAACCUCAGAUAAUGAAAUCCAGUUUGUGGAAACAAGCAGCAGCGAGGUUGCAAGGGUUCUCUACCCAGAUAUCAAAGCUACUAAUCAUUUCCUUGGACUUGUUAAGAGUGAGCCAGUAAGAUAUACUGAAUUUGAUGGGGCCUUCGAAAUGGACAAAAUAUUGCAGUUUUUGGAGUAUAACAAAUUUCCUUUAGUUAUCAAGCUGACUGAAAUAAAUAAUAUCAAAGUUUAUGCUAGCCCUAUUAAUCUUCAGGUUUUCGUCUUUGCCAAGGCUGAUGAAUUAAAGGGUCUUCAUGAGCCUCUUCAGAAUGUUGCAAGAAAAUUCAAAGGAAAGGUACUUGGUUUGACUAUCUUUAACCCAUUGAAGCAGAUUUUGCUUUUGUGCAGGUCUAAUAUUUUUCUUUUUGAUAUCCUUCUCUUGGUGCAGAUAAUUUUUAUAUCUGUAGACAGCAAGGAUGAAAAUCUUGCGAAACCCUUCUUAACUAUACUUGGGCUUGAAGAAUCAGAAAACACGGUGGUGACUGCCUUUGAUACCAAAAUCAGCUCAAAGUUUUUGCUAGAGUCAGAUCCAACUGAAAGCAACAUAGAAGAGUUUUGCUCGAGGCUUCUGCAUGGGACUCUGUCUCCUUACUUCAAAUCACAGCCAAUACCAGAUAAUACAGAUGCAAGUGUGAAGAUCAUUGUUGGAAAGACGUUUGAUGACUUGGUUUUGGGCAGUCCUGAGAAUGUUCUUCUAGAGGUACAUACACCAUGGUGCAUCAAUUGUGAGACCACUAGCAAGCAAAUGGAGAAGUUGGCAAAGCACUUCAAGGGUUUAGAUAAUCUAGUCUUCGCAAAGAUAGAUGCUGCUGGAAAUGAGCAUCCAAAACUGCAGAUAGAUGACUAUCCAACACUUCUAUUUUACCCAGCGGAUGAUAAAGCAAAUCCGAUCAAGCUUCCUACUAAGCAAAGCUCGAAGGACUUGGCAUCGUUUAUAAACAAACAAUUGAAAGACCAAGAUCAAGGCCUUAAAGAUGAAUUAUAGAACACAUGAUACAAUAUAGAUUCUUUAACUGAAAAAAAAAAGAGAGGAGG
Pistacia vera is the source of this 1760-nucleotide messenger RNA. Its product is annotated as protein disulfide isomerase-like 1-6. The transcript is spliced from 11 exons. The record is from RefSeq and is a predicted model, not a curated record. Gene Ontology annotation, molecular function: protein disulfide isomerase activity. The coding region runs from base 1 to 1710 and encodes 569 amino acids. Lineage: Eukaryota; Viridiplantae; Streptophyta; Magnoliopsida; Sapindales; Anacardiaceae. Gene Ontology annotation, cellular component: endoplasmic reticulum. Gene Ontology annotation, biological process: response to endoplasmic reticulum stress; protein folding.